UAGGUUAUCAUCUCACCAUCUUCGAUCAGCUGUACGAAAACAUAAUACCAGAAACAUGGCUUUGUUUCCAAGCUUUAGUCUCCAAAGGUAUAUCAUUCAUCCUCGAAUGAAAAAACUAUAGCUACAAAAUUAUAGCGAACUCCAAAACUACCUUCAGCUGCAGACCAGCACAAUGGACCUGUUAAAGCAAACAAGGGUAAGAUUUCCUAUUCUAGGAGAGGAAAGCCAAGAUAAUCAAUAUAGCGCAAACAGAAGGCUAUCAGCGCAGACGACAAUUUCCUUCAAGGGAGAGAGAGAGAAGACUGGAAAAAGAUUCCAGAGAUGGCUCACUGGCCAAAUGAGUGUCUCAGACCCUUGGAGCGAUGGUGAUAUUGAAGCCGCGAUUGCAGCAGCUGCAUAUGCCAUUGCUUACAUGGAAGAAGGUUCACCAAACCACAAUGAACCCCGGAAAAAGUUGGGAAGAGACAUGACCAAGACCAAAAGCAAAAAGGAAGAAGAUAUCAUGAACAAGCCAACUGAUAACAGCAGUAUGAUCAAGCCUACUUAUACUGACACUAUGACCAAGCCAGCCGAUCCUAGUACAAUAUCCAGAUGGCUAAGUGAUGAGAGAUCUAUGAGAAAGUCUGCAACAUUUGACCAAAAGAUGCUGGAAGACGCUACGGGCACUACUCAUGACGCGGGAAAGGCAAGCGGAAAGAAGACUAUAAGGAAGUCAAAAUCAUUAGACCAAAUGAUGUUUGAAGACUCAAUCACUAACAUAAAGAAGCCAGAGAAGCCCACCGGAAAACCCCCUACGAUUAAGAAGACACCAACUUUUUCAGAUAAGUAUUUAAAUGAUAAGGAGAACAAAAGCUUCGAAGAAAGACAAGAUAUGGAAGCAGAGCAACCUGAACCAAUAUGGUACCCCAGAUAUAUGAAAUCAAUGAAAGAAGGAACAAAAGCAGAUGUGUGGGAGAAAGAACAGAUAGAUAAAAUAAGAAAAUGGUACAACAAAAUAAACUCAAAAAUUCUACAAUGGGAAACCGACAAGAAGGUCAAAGCCAAACGCAGACUAGUGAGAAAAGAGAAGGAACUCGAACAGAGACGGGCAAUAUACUUGCAAGAAUAUCGUAAUGAGAUAUCACGGGUUGACAAGAUCUCUAGUGGAGCAAGAGCAACUUCAGAAGAAAGGAAAAGAAUUAAAGAAUUAAAGACACAGGAGAAAGCCAAACAGCUAAGAAAUGGUGGAGCAGCAAAGGAGGAAGAAUGUAUCCUUGAGAAUACGAACCUAAUACAUCCACAAAGCUCAAUGUGCUUGUUCGUGGGAAAAUUGAAGAAGAAAUGAGAAUAAAAUUCUAUAUUAAUCUCCCUAACUAACUUAGGAAAAGAAUGAAUACAAUCUCUCGAUGUAAUCUCUCUCUAACUGAUUUAGAAAAAGAAAUUACUAUUAUUCUCGUAUCGGUUUUCCGAUUUACAAAAGAA
Asparagus officinalis (garden asparagus) is the source of this 1461-nucleotide messenger RNA. RefSeq lists its product as uncharacterized. The record is from RefSeq and is a predicted model, not a curated record. NCBI's taxonomy places the organism in Eukaryota, Viridiplantae, Streptophyta, Magnoliopsida, Asparagales, Asparagaceae. The coding region runs from base 173 to 1324 and encodes 383 amino acids. The transcript is spliced from 8 exons.